GAGACAUGUCGAACGGAAAAUAGAAAGAACUGGAAAGUAGCAGUAGACAUUUUUCGAUAUUUUGCAUAAUAAUUUUCGAUGUGUUUUUAUUCCAGUACACCGAUAAAGGGUCAGUUCUGACUUCCUCUUUGUGGUACAUGUUUCUCAUCUAACCAAACAUGACGGAGGACAUGUUGGGUGCGGAUAUUUGCAGGGUCUGUCGAUCCGAAGGCCUUGCAGACAGACCUUUAUUUCAUCCAUGCAUUUGCACGGGUAGUAUUAAAUGGAUACAUCAAGAAUGUCUGGUUCAAUGGAUGCGUUACUCACGUAAAGAAUACUGCGAACUUUGUGGCUACCGCUUUUCAUUUACACCUAUAUAUAGUCCAGACAUGCCACGCCGUUUACCGUUAAGAGAUGUCGUAGGUGGUUUAUUUUCAAGUAUUGUCACUGCUGUCAAGUAUUGGUUACAUUACACGCUAGUGGCAAUUGCAUGGCUAGGAAUUGUUCCUCUAACAGCGUGCCGCACAUAUAGAGCUCUUUUUAGCGGUCCGCUUGAUUUAGUUCGAAUAAUGUCGUUACCGAUGGAUAUGCUCUCCACUGAAAAUAUUUCAUCGGAUGUAUUUCACGGUUGUUUUGUAGUUACCUGCACCUUAUUUGCGUUUAUCGGUUUAGUAUGGCUACGCGAACAAAUUUUACACGCGGGUGGACCUGACUGGCUCGAGAGAGACAAUGUACAGUUGCCCCCAGUUGAUAAUCCGCCGCAAGCAAACGCACAACAGCCACAACAGCCUCAAGAACAACGUGCUAUGCCUCAAGAAGUUCAGGAAAACAAUAAUGUCCCUCCUUUUGUUGACCCACCUAUUCCACAAGAGGGAGAGUUACAUAACGAAGAUCAGCGUCCUGCAUACCCAGAAGUGGCAGAAAACUUAGCCAAUAAUCCACGAAUCGGUGAACCCGAAGAUUUGAGAGAUGUACAAGCACCAAUUCCUCCUGCACCACCUCUUCCAGAACUCAACCUCCAGAGAAUCAGAGACGAACUUGGUGCAGAUGGUGCACAAAUAAAUGCUGUAGGUGGUGUGCACGUACUUUGGGAAGCACCGAGAGAACAAGCACAGGGUGAAGCUGAGGAAGCCAAUUGGAAUCCUAUGGAGUGGGAUAGACCUGCUGAGGAAUUAACAUGGGAACGUCUCUUAGGAUUGGACGGGUCUCUCGUCUUUCUCGAACAUGUCUUCUGGGUUGUAUCCCUAAAUACAUUAUUUAUCAUGGUAUUUGCUUUUUGCCCGUAUCAUAUUGGUCAUUUUACUAUAGCGGGUUUAGGAUUACAAGAACACGCGGCGGCGUCACACUUUGAAGGCUUGGUGACAACAUUAUGCGGUUACUGUGUUAUUGGAGUUUGUCUAGUGGUCCUCCAUACUCUUGCUGCUCUCUUAGGCUUUCAGCGUUCCCAGCGAAUCUUAGGGCUUUGUUAUGUUAUCGUCAAAGUCUCUUUACUCUCCGUCGUGGAGAUUGGCGUACUUCCAUUAGUUUGUGGUUGGUGGUUGGAUAUUUGUUCGUUGGCAAUGUUCGACGCCACCCUUCGAGAUCGAGAGUCCUCAUUUAGACUCGCUCCCGGCACGUCUAUGUUCAUUCAUUGGCUGGUGGGAAUGGUCUACAUAUAUUAUUUUGCAUCGUUUAUUCUUCUCUUACGCGAAGUUUUGCGACCCGGAGUUCUCUGGUUCCUGCGAAAUCUGAACGAUCCUGAUUUCUCUCCUAUACAAGAGAUGAUACAUCUUCCCAUCCUGCGACACGUACGGCGAUUAGUCGCGUCCGCGAUCAUAUUUGGCACGGCGAUUUUACUCAUGUUGUGGCUGCCUGUAAAAAUUCUGCGAUGGGCUUGGCCAGGAUUUUUGCCCUACACUGUGACCGUACAAAGCGAAGCUCAGGUCAGCGAACUUUCAUUGGAACUGCUUCUACUACAAGUGAUCCUUCCCGCGCUAUUAGAACAAUCGCAUACACGUACAUGGUUAAAGGCUCUAGUGAGAGCGUGGUGUCGCGUAGUAGCAUGGAUGCUGGAUCUGCAGUCGUACUUGUUGCGUGAUCAGACGGACGAUCCGGGAUUAGCGGUCAUCGAAGAACCACAACAUCCGGACUUGGGCGCUGCGCAUCAAGCAUUAUUGCAGCGAGAGGGACCUACAGGAUUUCAGCCUUACACCAGGCCACGAUGGUUUCCCGCACGAUUGGUCGGGCUUUUGUUCUGCGUUUGCGUGUCUCUCGUGAUCGCUAGUUUAAUCGCUAUGACGCUACCCGUAUGGCUUGGACGUAGAGUAAUGGCGUUAUGGAUGGUAGGGGCACCUGCUCCAUCGCCGCCUGUUUUACCACCUGCAGUGACCGGUUCCGAUGGUGGUGAGACUGUAGGCUCUCUUUCCGGAAGAGUACACGAAGUAUAUACAGUAGCAUGUGGAACGUACGUCUGUUGGGCCGCGGCACGAGGUUUAGCGCUGGCCUUCUCUUGGUUACCUCGUGGUCGCAGAGCAAUUAUAGAUCGAAUUAAACACUGGGCGAUAUUGGGUGUGAAAGCCUCGGUGGCAUUCGUAUUACUUGUCGGUGUCAUACCACUUUUAUUUGGUCUUCUUCUCGAAUUAGUGGUGGUAGUUCCAUUGCGUGUUCCGUUGGAGCAAAAUCCUAUCCUGUUCAUCUGGCAAGAUUGGGCUCUGGGCGUAUUGUAUACGAAGAUUGCUACUGCUGUCACGAUGAUGGGGCCCGAUUGGCGAAUACGUCUCGCUAUUGAACGAGCAUACAAUGAUGGCAUAAGAGAAAUGGAUCUAAAAUUUGUCGUCAAGGAAUUGGCAGCUCCCGUCAUAUGUUGCUUUGGCCUUGCCCUUGCAGUUCCUUACGCCGUGGCCUAUGGAAUAGUUCCGCUUUUUGUGACCAAUCUGCAAACUCAGAUCCUCAUUGCCAGACGUUUAUAUCCUUUUCUUCUUUUAGUGAAUCUGGUCUGUGUAGUGAUCUAUUUUCAGAUACGCCAAUUCAAGAAGCUGUACGAGCAUAUUAAGAACGACAAGUAUCUCGUAGGACAAAGGCUCGUCAACUACGAACAUCGUAACAAAUCGCAACAACAAUCUCAAAGGUCAAGCUAACAACAUCAGUAAUAUUAUACAAAACAUUAUGGUGAAAGAUGAAUUCUAGGAUUAGCUUCGUGUACAUUCUGUAACAACUACUUACUGAUCAAUCGUUUAUAUUAUAGUCACGAUUUUAUUUUUAAUAUUAUAAUUUAUUUAUGUAAAGCGAUACUGAAUAAAUCAAAAAGACUGUUA
Molecule: messenger RNA, 3272 nt
Organism: Camponotus floridanus (Florida carpenter ant)
Lineage: Eukaryota; Metazoa; Arthropoda; Insecta; Hymenoptera; Formicidae
Gene: MARCH6
Product: E3 ubiquitin-protein ligase MARCH6
Exons: 7
Coding region: 159-3095 (978 amino acids)
Cellular component (GO): endoplasmic reticulum membrane
Molecular function (GO): zinc ion binding
Source: RefSeq, a predicted model, not a curated record